AUGUGGACAGAAAGGGUGGGGGGCCGGAGGGAAGGCCAGGCUGGGGGACCCUGUUUAUGCCUCAUAUUAGCUUUCCCAAAUUCCCUCUACCCUCCACACUUGGGGACUACAGUCAGAGGCUACAGGGACCACCUGGAACCUGGGUUGAAUUGUCUCCCUCUUGCUUGUUCCAACUCUCUUCACUUUGGGCAUUUCCCCCAGCAUGACUGCAACUCCAGACCGUGGACUUGCUUCCAAAGCCUCAGGCCCCGCCCCACCUCCCAAGCAUCUUUCGUAGGCUUGGGAUGGACCUUCAGCCCCUCGGCACACCUGGCCUAUUUCCUGGUUCCCCAGACCUGCUACCCCCUUGUGCCCUCCCACCCCAUCAAUGCUGCAUCUGCGUCCCUACCUCCAGCUUCCUCCAGCCUCAGACCUCCUCUGGAUCCAGCUGUCCAUCCAUCUUCGUGUGGCAUGCCUUCCCCUUCACCCCGAGUCCAGAGCCCUGCUUGA
This is a messenger RNA of Rangifer tarandus platyrhynchus (Svalbard reindeer), 489 nucleotides long. The record is from the annotation of a GenBank genome assembly. NCBI's taxonomy places the organism in Eukaryota, Metazoa, Chordata, Mammalia, Artiodactyla, Cervidae.